This is a messenger RNA of Hyaloscypha bicolor E, 789 nucleotides long. RefSeq lists its product as uncharacterized. Lineage: Eukaryota; Fungi; Ascomycota; Leotiomycetes; Helotiales; Hyaloscyphaceae. The annotation marks the transcript as partial. The transcript has a single exon. The record is from RefSeq and is a predicted model, not a curated record.
CUUAUAUGGACUCCUACUUCAGCUCGCUCCCGGAUUUCCGAAGGUGUAGUGAAGCGCGAGCUUUUCUCUUACGAAGAACGCUACAUAAAUUCCCGAAGCUACAAGCACCCGAACGAGACCGUGAAGCUUGUCGGCUGCAAGAAAAUGAAGAUCCCUUCCUCCGAGACUGAAGACUUCGAAGACCAUUACUACACCAAUUACCACGAGAUAAAGAAAUUCGAAAGCCAUUUCUACGACGAAGCAAAUCGGGAAAUCAGGAUUUACUUCCCGGUUGAAAAUGCACUUGUGGAGCAUGGGGGCAAGAUGAUCGAGGCCAACGAGCUUGGUGAGUUUGAGAUGGAUAGCGUUGAUGGCGAUUAUGCUGUGCUUGGCCGAUAUCAGACAGAUCACGUCCGCGGCGUUGACGGCAACAUUAUUAAAGACGGCGUCAUUUUCCUUGCAGACAAAGUGCAUCCUCACCGGCAACUUGGGAACGUUUACGUCUACGAUUUUGGCUACAAGGACCUGCACGAUCAUGAUUACGAUUUGGGAAAACGCUGUGAAAAAAUAUGGUGUAAAAGCAAAGGAUGCGUUAAGAAUCAUGACGGGCAAAAUUGUAGCAACAAGUUCGGGAUUAAGGAGGGGAGGUGCCCGUUUAGAAGUGAGACUUGUAUGGACUAUAACAGGCCUGGCACAGACUGCAAUAAGGCGCACAGGGCCAAGUACUUCCUUGGCAGCGAUUGCUCUAUUGCAGUUGCUAAGGGGCAUUGUUACAAUGAGAUGUUGGCAGCGGCCACUGGUGAAGAUUAG